Molecule: messenger RNA, 1467 nt
Organism: Aegilops tauschii subsp. strangulata
Lineage: Eukaryota; Viridiplantae; Streptophyta; Magnoliopsida; Poales; Poaceae
Product: serine carboxypeptidase-like 34
Biological process (GO): proteolysis
Cellular component (GO): vacuole
Molecular function (GO): serine-type carboxypeptidase activity
Source: RefSeq, a predicted model, not a curated record
AUGGCCACUUCGUCGUCGAGCAGCUGGCUGCGCGUGCUCCUCCUCGCCGCCGCCGUCGCGGUGGUGGCCGCGAGGCACCACCACCCCGGGUUCGAGAAGAUCUUCGAGGUGCAGGAGGCGGACCGGGUGGAGAUGCUGCCGGGGCAGACGGAGCAGGUGGGCUUCCGGCACUUCUCCGGCUACGUGACGGUGAACGAGACCCACGGCCGCGCCCUCUUCUACUGGCUCUACGAGGCCACCCACGACGUCGCCAAGAAGCCCCUCGUCCUCUGGCUCAACGGAGGACCUGGAUGCUCGUCCGUGGGGUACGGAGCGAUGAUGGAGCUUGGCCCCUUCUUGAUCCAGAAGGGAAAGCCCGAGAUUGCCUUGAAUCCCCACUCAUGGAACAAAGAGGCCAACAUGCUGUUCUUGGAGUCCCCUGCCGGCGUUGGCUUCUCCUACACCAACACCACCGCCGAUCUCGGCCAGUUCGGCGACAACCUCACUGCCCAUGACGCGUACUCUUUCCUCGUGAACUGGCUGGACAAGUUCCCGCAGUUCAAGGGCCACGACCUGUACAUCGCCGGCGAGAGCUACGCCGGCCACUACGUGCCCCAGCUCGCCGAGAAGAUCGUCCACAUGAACAAGAAGGCGUCGCGGGCGCACAAGAUCAACCUCAAGGGGAUCCUGAUCGGGAACGCCGCCAUCGACGCCAGCUCCGACGACCGCGGCCUGAUCAACUACGCCUGGGACCACGCCGUGGUCUCGGACGAGGUCUACACCGCCGUCAAGAACAACUGCAAGUUCCCUGACGACGGCAUGGAGAGCGACGCCUGCGACCGCGCCUGGAACGACUUCUUCAACGCCAUGAACGACAUCGACCUUUACAGCCUCUACACCCCCUCCUGCACCAAAUCCAUGGUCAACUCCACCGCCUCCCCCCGCCGCCGCUCCAAGCUCGCCGGCACCGGCACGCCGCUGGGGAAGCUGCACCGCGGCGGCAGGCCCUACUACAACGCGUACGACCCCUGCGGGGACUACCACAUCCUCGACUACAUGAACCGCGCCGACGUGCAGAAGGCGCUGCACGCCAACGUCUCCGGCGCGAUCCCGUACCGUUGGGAGCCGUGCAGCGACGCGCUGACCAACUGGACGGACGCGCCGGCGUCAACCCUGCCGGCCAUCGGCAAGCUUGUGAAGGACGGUAUACGGGUGUGGGUGUUCAGCGGCGACACCGACGACCGCGUGCCCGUGACCUCGACGCGGCUCGCGCUGAAGAAGCUCGGGCUCGCGACGAAGAAGGGGUGGAGGGAGUGGUUCACCAGCGACCAGGUGGGCGGGUACACGGUGGUCUACGACGGGCUCACCUUCGUCACCGUCCGCGGCGCGGGGCACAUGGUGCCCAUGAUCACGCCGGUGCAGGCCAGGCAGGUCUUCGCGCACUUCCUCACCGGCGAGGAGCUCUCUGCCAAGGCCAUUGUCGCUUAG